Molecule: messenger RNA, 1885 nt
Organism: Exaiptasia diaphana
Lineage: Eukaryota; Metazoa; Cnidaria; Anthozoa; Actiniaria; Aiptasiidae
Product: HAUS augmin-like complex subunit 1
Exons: 9
Coding region: 146-970 (274 amino acids)
Biological process (GO): spindle assembly; centrosome cycle
Cellular component (GO): HAUS complex; cytosol
Source: RefSeq, a predicted model, not a curated record
UGAGUCAACAUCAACAACUUUCCAGAAUUUGUCCCAAGAAAUACUACUUUCAAGCUACUUUCAAGGGGUUUCAAGAACCUUUAAUACAAAAGAAUGAAGAGAUUUAUAUAAUAAUUUUUGCGUGAGGUUGAAAAUCUCAAGAAACAUGGACCAAGAUCACAUUAAAGUUAAGCUCUGGCUAGAAGACGUGAUACAAGAAGAUUCCAUUCCACAAUAUGAAAUUAAUAGCAAAACAAUGUCUAUCCUGACACAACUUGCAGAACGUAACAAAAGAAUUAACUCUGAUACCGAGAUUGUGGCAGAAGAUAUGAGGCAGAAAGCUGUUGAGUAUGACUUAGAAGCACAGAGAAUGCAGAAAGUAUUAGACUAUUUAGGGCUGUCACUGUCAAGUUUAUCUCAAUCAGGAGAUCAUAGUAUCAAAAUAUUGUCCGAUAUUGCUUUGCUGCUUGGCUUGAAAGACUGUACAUCAUCAAGUCUGCUUCUUGGUAUUAUCAACCAAUCGCGUACUCUGAAUAAAGUGCUGGAUGACAGAGCAGAAGAGAGCAGUAUUUACUCCAAGCUAAUAUCCAAAACUAAAUCAGCAUUAGUGCAAGCAAACUCACUGCAGAGGACAUUUGAAUCUCUGGAAGAACAACACACACUGCAUAAACCUGUUCUUGAAAAACGAUCCCAUGAAACAGAGUUUUUUCACAACAAAGCCAAACAGUACCAUAAGAUUGUGAGAGAAGCAGAGGAAUAUCAAAAAUCAUUGAGAUUGGAAUCAAGUAUAUUUCAUGAAAAUUUGGUGAAAAAAUCUGAGGAUGUAAAUUAUUUGAAAGAAAAGAGCAAACCAUUGAAAGACAAGUUAGAAAUCUAUCAGGACUUACCACCAGAUUUAUCAUUAGCCAAAGUUAAAGUAGAAGAAGCAAAGUUACAACUUGCACGACUGGAAGAACAGUUGUCAAGCAACAUCAACAUGCUUCACUCUUGAUGGAAACUGUAUGUAAUUAUCAGACCUCUGAGCAGUAAUAUAAGUUGUACUUUCCUUUUUUGUACAGCAUUAUAGUAAAUUUCUCAAUGUAUAAUCUUGGUUAUAUAUAUCAAAGAUCUAUGUUAAAACUUAUGAUAAUGACACAAAGUACAGUUCUACACUGUCUAAAGGAAAAAGACACUUUUCAUCACAAAUAAAAUAUAAUAAUCUAAGACUGUACUUUUUGUGAUCAAUUGAAUUGUAGAUCACUAGAGCUUAGUUUGCUAGUAUUAUUAUAUGUCUUUGAUUGUAUGUAUUCAAUUCAAUGAAAAAAUUGCCAGUGAAAGGUUUUUCAAAGUUUAUGAUUACAAUCAACCAUAAACUUAGAAAGCUUUGAGAAGAAUAGUCUCCAUCAGUCUAGACAAACUAGUCUUUGAUCAACAGACAAACUUUCUUGAAUUGCAUUAAAAAGUUUGAGUUUCCUUUUUCUUUAUGUAGAAUUCAUGAUGAAAAAUUAUAGGAAACUUUACAUUUUUUCAUUUGCUGUUUAAAUAAAGCAGUUAAUGAAGUGUUGAAAGUUUCAAUAAACCUUUUAGACAAGCUACAAGGUUAGGUUUGUAAUGACAAGUGUUAAAAAAAAUGUACAUAUUCACUUAUGUGCAACUUUAUAAAAUUAUGUUAGCUUUUCUUGAAAAACUUGUCAGGCUCUUCUUUACCAAGGAAAAUUCAAAACAGACAAAUGUUGUCAAGCACUGACAUUAAAGAAAGUCUACAGCUUAAAAUAAUUAGCGCUAGGUUUUCUUUGUUCUGACAGUUUUAAGUAAACAAAGCUUCUUAUUGUCAACACUGACUAAUGUUGCGUCAAUGACCUGGAAACUAAGUGAAAACCUUUGUGAAGAAAAUUGAUUAAGUUUUUUCUUUUGACAAGGUGUUUAA